Molecule: messenger RNA, 567 nt
Organism: Perognathus longimembris pacificus (Pacific pocket mouse)
Lineage: Eukaryota; Metazoa; Chordata; Mammalia; Rodentia; Heteromyidae
Product: IQ domain-containing protein F1-like
Exons: 3
Coding region: 1-567 (188 amino acids)
Biological process (GO): positive regulation of acrosome reaction
Cellular component (GO): acrosomal vesicle
Molecular function (GO): calmodulin binding
Source: RefSeq, a predicted model, not a curated record
AUGGACAAAACAAAGCAAAAACUUGAAGAUGUUAAUAAACCCACUGAAGAUGAAGAUACAAAGGAGCCUCCUCAGACGGAGGAGUCAACUGGUCUACCUCCCAUACCGGAAGCCUCAGAGGAGGAGCUGAAGUAUCCAGACAAGCAGGAAGAAAAGGCACCGGUGGUAAAGAUCCAGGCUUGGUGGCGGGGAGCCCUGGUGCGCCGGACGCUGCUCCACGCGGCCCUCAGGGCUUGGAUUAUCCAGAGCUGGUGGCGGACGGUGCUGCAGAAACUGAUGGGGAAGAGGCGGCGGGCGAUCCUGAGGACGUUCUCCCGGGAGGAGUGGGCCGCGGUCAAGCUGCAGUCCUGGGCCCGCAUGUGCCACGUCCGCCGGCGCUAUUGCCAGCUGCUGCAGGCCGUCCGUGUCAUCCAGGCCUACUGGCGGUGCCACCACGCCUGCGCGGCUCGCGGUGUCAUCAGGGGUCACUACCGCAUCUCCGCCAGCCAGCUGCAACUGGAGCUGGAGAUCCUGCUGGGCUCGGGGCCUUGUGUUGUGUCGGAGUGUAUUCCCCUCCCCAUAAAGUAG